AGCAUGUUUAUACACUUGCGUUUAGUGGAAGCGCGGUGAGAUGCUCUACAGUGCGCGCGGGACUACACUCUGACCUACACACCAGCUGGCAUCUGCAACAAGAAGGACAAUUUUGCAUGUACACAUAAAAAUACUAUUUAUUACAUCUGCAGAAAACAACAAUUGUCAAGUGAACCUUAAAUAAUUCUACCAUCAUGGAACUUGACGCGUCUAUCAUUCUCCCUGCGCUCUUCUUUACCAUUCUUGCUGUUGUCUUGGCAGCCAAAUUCAUCCUCAAAAAACAACCAGAGGAGAAGAAGAAGAGGGUUAAAGUAGGCAACGGAGACGACAUUCCUCCUUCCAUAGCAUUGACACCAGCAGUAGCAGUAGUGGAAGUACCAAAAAUGGAGAUACCACCACCGGUGAUUGUACCAAAAGUGGAGGUACCCCCACAAGUGGUAGAAGCUAUAACCGAGCCAGUAACAGUUGCCCCAGUAGUUGAAGAGAUCAAUGUUGUAGAAGAAGAGACAGUUAAAGAGCCUGAAAUUAUCCCCGAGGUUCAGGCUGUGCCAGAGCCCGUGGUUGAGCCAGAACCCGUGCCUGAGCCCAUCCCUGAGCCAGAGCCCAUCCCAGUCGUUGUUGAGGAGCCCAUCCUUGAGCUCAUCGCCGAACCUGUAUCUGUGGUGAAGGAGGUCCCCGUCAGAGAGCCCACCCCUGAGCCAGCGAGGGAACCCAACCCCAAGCCAGCGAGGGAACCCACCCCUGAGCCCAUCUUCGUGCCAGAGCCAGAGGACCUUGAGAGCAACGCUGAGGCGGUGCACUUUACCCCAGGAAUGAAGAUUAGCAAGUUGGAGAAGCUGAUGACCAAGGAGGAGAUGGAGGAGGAGCAGAGGAUAGAGCUCACACCUGACUUUACCUCUCUAUAAGCAACAUCGACAAGCACACUGUGAGUUAUGAAGGAUUAUGGGGUGCAAAACGAUCAGUUGGCGGCCAUCUUUCUCAUGCUGAUGCAGAACCAGGAGGCACUAGGGGAGGUGACUGAGGGAGACAUGGAGGAGCAGCUCAAACUCUACUCCCUGUAGCAGAAUGGGGCGGUUCUGUUAUUGUCAACCUUGUAUAGGGCUGAAUAGCCUGUUCCCCUUUUUAAAGUGCAGGUGUCAAGCAGAGCAACUGUCAAUGUAUAAUACCGUAUUUAUGUUUGACUUAUCAUGUCAGGUCAGAAUGAUCCAUAACAGACAAAGACAAUAGGUUUAAUAUUCUGACAUACUGGAGAGGGAUAGGUUAAAUGGCAUUACCCAUAAGACCAAAACAAAUUGUACAAUACUUGAAUGUAAGACACAAGUCUUCAUACUGUUCUUGUUCUGUUAACAUUGGUUAUCGUAAAGUAUGGCAAUGUUACAGUGGCUUUAAAAAUGUUCUUAGAGUAUGAACAAACAAUUGCAGUAACUUAUUUACAUUAAGUAUAUUGAUAACACACUUUGUUUAUAUUACUUACAUUUUUUAUGAAAUAUUGUUGGUAAGUCACAUAUACUGUAUGUAUUUUCACUUGUAAAGAACUAUUUUGGAAUGACUUUGUAGUGUUAAUAUAGGUACUAUUGAAAUAUACAAUGAGUGUACAAAACAUGACAUAGACUGACCAGGUGAAUCCAGGUGAAAGCAAGAUCCCUUAUUGAUGUCACUUAUUAAAUCCACUUCAGUCAGUAUGGAUGAAGGGGAGGAGACAGGUUAAAGAAGGAUUUUUAAGCCUGGAGACAACUGAGACAUGGAUUGGGUGAAUGGGCAAGCAAAAGCUUUAAGUGCUUUGAAGGGGUUAUGGGUUAUAGGUGCCAGGUGCACCGGUUUGAGUGUGUCAAGAACUGCAAAGCUGCUGGGUUUUUCACGCUCAACAGUUUCCUGUGUGUAUCAAGGUCCACCACCCAAAGGACAUCCUGUCCUGUCGGAAGCAUUGGAGUCAACAUGGGUCAGCAUCCCUGUGGAAUGCUUUCGACACCUGUAGAGUCCAUGCCCUGACGAAUUUAGGUAGGUGUUCCUAAUGUUUGUACACUCAGUGUAUAUGUUUUUCAUAUAUUCUAAACACUACAUAUUUUGAAUCAAAUGUUUUUAAUGGAUGUACAUACUGUAUGGAGAUAUUUUAGUAGUUUGUUUAGAGUCUCAAGCGAUGAGGUUUUAAUAGUUAGUACCACAGGUGGCUGGUGGCACCUUAAUUGGGAAGGACGGGCUCAUACUUAUGGCUUGAACGGAAUAAAUGGAAUGGUAUCAAAUCCAGCCAUUAUUAUGAGUCGUCCUCCCCUCAGCAGCCUCAUGUGGUUAGUACACUGGUGUAUCUUUUUACCAGUUAUUUUAUUAAAUAAUAUGACACUCAAAACAG
This is a messenger RNA of Salmo salar (Atlantic salmon), 2347 nucleotides long. RefSeq lists its product as uncharacterized. NCBI's taxonomy places the organism in Eukaryota, Metazoa, Chordata, Actinopteri, Salmoniformes, Salmonidae. The record is from RefSeq and is a predicted model, not a curated record.